This is a messenger RNA of Gordionus sp. m RMFG-2023, 5792 nucleotides long. RefSeq lists its product as uncharacterized. The record is from RefSeq and is a predicted model, not a curated record. Gene Ontology annotation, cellular component: cytoplasm; nucleus. Bases 96 to 5726 code for a protein of 1876 amino acids. Lineage: Eukaryota; Metazoa; Nematomorpha; Gordioida; Chordodea; Parachordodidae. The transcript is spliced from 16 exons. Gene Ontology annotation, molecular function: protein binding; transcription corepressor activity.
GUCAUUCAAAUUUAUAGACGGUAUUCCCUAAAUAGUAAAGCAGUCUAUAAAUUACAAUAUUUUAUUGAAAAAGGUAAAAAUUUUUUGGCCUGAUCAUGGAUUAUCGUUCAACUUAUUACGGUUUACCACAAUCCACGUGGACGGCCAACUCCAGGGGUAUCUUGGGAUCAUCACCUAAUCAAAUGAAUUAUUAUCAAAAUUAUAAUAAUAAUAACAUUUUACCUACCAAUUGUCUCUUGAAUAAUAACAACCUUGUUCCUACAGCGAUGAGCGGAUAUUCGAAUUCGCAAAAUAAUUGGUACAAUAGUUACCAAAACCAACAAAUGGACGUUAACUCAAUGUCUAAUCUUAAUAAUAACGUGGGUAGACCCAGGGAUCCUAGAAUCAAUAGAAACUAUACAUCCGGUAACAACAUUACUCGUUUAGAAGAGAUUGACAUGUCCAGAAUUACAAUGUGUCGCGGUAAUGACGCCGUUCCUUAUGAAACAGAUGUGCGUCGCGAACUUCGUAUCGCAGACUCACCACAUAGGUCUAAGAAAAUCAGAAAACCUAACCAUAACUCAGACAACGAGGUCGAAUACUGGGACCCUUUUUGUUGGAUUUGUCACAUGUUGUUAUCAUCGUACAAUGCUACUACCAUUAUGGAAAAUGACCCUCUUCAAGAUAAUUUAAACUGCCAUAUAUGCCAACGAUCCUUUCAUCGUAGGUGUUUAAAUACCGCCGACAUAUUAUCGCUGGAAUCUAGCUGCCAUUUUGAUGCGCAAUUAUGCGUUAUAACAUUCGCGUGCCCCGAAUGUCAAAAAAUCGCUGAAGCGGAAAGCAGCACACGAGGCGCGGAAAAUCGACAAAAAGUCCAACAGAAAUUCUCUCGAGAAAGACUUAAUAAAUUACUUUAUUAUGCCUUCAAUCGGACCCGACGUAUCUUUUUAACAGGCAAAGGCUCCAAAUAUAUCGAAUAUUUCCCCAUGGAUCCAGACUACGUUGUGAAACCAAUGAAUUUUAAUAAUAUCGAAUCAAAUAUACAGCUCAGAAGCUAUAGCUCACCGCAAAGUUUGAUAAGUGAUAUCAAAUAUUUAUACCAUAACACUGCUAUAUUUUAUGGAAAAAAGGAAAGUCGCAGUACCCCCGAAAUCAAUAAUAUGCUUUCCACCCUUAAACUUGUAGAAAAAGUGUGUAAGGAAGAGGUGAGUGAGAUAGAAGCUUGCUCUGAAUGUUAUUACAACGCUCAUACACUUCCUUUCUCAGAAUGGUUUAGUGCUGUUUGCGGAUCCCUUCAUACCCUCGUUUGGGGGAAAAUGAAAGGUUAUCCAUUCUGGCCAGGCAAAGUGGUUAGAAUUCAUCAAGCGAAUAGUAAUGACUCUACAAAUUCAAAUACCGAAAGCAAUACCCUUCCUUCUAGUAUUCCUAAUGCCAACAACAUUAAACUGGAUGUUAGAUUUUUUGGAAAACACGAUAAAUCAUGGCUACCACUCCAAUCAUGUUUUAUUUUGAGCCGACGCCCACCAAGCGGCCCGAUGAAUACUGGUAUACCAUCUCGUUUAAGAAAGGAAUACGACGAGGCUCUAAAUGAACUAGAUACACAUAUAACUAAUUUAGAAAAAAAAUUCGGAGUUUGUUUUCCUUAUGCUGAGGAUAAUACCCUCUUUUCAAUUGAGAAUCCAAAUGUAUCCAAUAAUAAUAGAUCGAAAUAUGACAUUAAUCAAACGCUAAAGUUUUUAUAUUACCAGUUUAAAACUUCUCUUAACGUCAUUCAUAAUAACAAAAAACGAAAGUCAUCGGACUCACCUUACUCUAAUAGUAAUUCCCAAAAAUAUAAUAAAAAAUUAUCUAUUAAACACGCGAAAACCGAUGUUUAUAAAUCAUCUCAUUUCAAAAUUGCGAAAGUCGAAUCGGCUUCAUCCACACAUGUUAAAAGUAAGGUAUAUAAGGUAGAUUCACUUCAAUCAUCUACCCACGAAUUAUCUUCCACUUCUGAUUAUUCCAAAAUUAAGAGUCGUCCGAAGGAUAAAUGCGCUGAUAUACCUCGAAAUACUUUAAUAGCCAAAGAAAAAGAUAUAGUGAAUUCGAAGCAGGAAACACAACAUUCUUGUAUAAACAAGGAUUUACAAAUCGCUUUAAAUUUAGAGGAAGAUGUCAAAAAUAAUGGAAUUACAUGUCAGAAUGAGAGCGAUAAAAAUGUUGGCGCCAAAAGUGAAAAUCCCGCAAUCGUCAAAGAUAUUCCGGAGGAGGUAGGAAAUUCUAUAGCCAUAGCCAAACCAUGUGCACAUAGUUUGUCAAAUAUCAUCGAUCAAAUGAUACAAAAUAUAAAAUCUGUAAAGACGAGUCUUUCUAGUAACAAUUUGGAUGCCAACCAUAUUGCACCUGAAAUCAACUCAUUAUCGUCUAGCAAUUGCGUUAUAUUAAAUGACACGGAAGAUGGACUAAAUUCAAAUGACCAUUUAUUAAACGAGCCUCAAGUUUCUCCAAAUUCAUAUGAUGAUCAUAUCGGAAGUUUUGCAAAAAUUGAUAUGUCAAACAUCGAGUUGAAUAAAAGAUUGGUUAUCCAACUAAGUCCAUUGCAAAUGAGCCAAUAUAAAGAUUUAUCUCACGUUAUUUACAACGAAGAUCGUGAUAACUUGCAUUCUCAAAAUGUUGAAAUAGCUGUCCCGAAAGAGGAUCAAGUUCUUACGAAUAAUGAUAGCCCUUUGUUUGAAGGCGCAAUUGAAAAUUUUCAGAAUAUUGAUGAUUUUGACGCAUAUGCUUAUGAUUUGAUAGAAACUAAUAACGCUGGCACAAAUGAUCUAAUGCUUAAUUUAAAUGAUAGCAAAGAAAAUGAAAUAUUGGAAGAUAUAUCGGACGAUGAUUUAGACGCAACGAUAAUUAGGGAAUCAAAAUCUGGAAAAGCUAUAAAAGAAGCUAAAGACGAUUUAGUAAAGUCACAUUUAGAAAUUGAUGAUAGUUCGGUAUUCAAUCGUAUAGAAGAAGGCACCUAUAAUGACGAAAGAUUUAGCGAAGAAGAUAUAAUGAAGGCGUUAGAGCACAAAAGGGAAACGAUCAUAAAGGAUAUUCAAGAAUGUUUAACCGAGUACCAAUAUGAAACAGAUUUUUUGUCGAGAUCCCAAGAGCUUACAUCAGAGGUGAAGGGGAAUGAUAAUUAUGAUAAGAUCGAGGCCGAAAGGGAUUUGUUCCCAAGAUCCGAAGGGCCAUUAAAUAUCACGAAUUUAAAAAGUGGGGAACUCAGAAAAGACGAUACUGGUGCUAAGAUUAUAGAGGCUAUUUAUCAAGAAAGUGAAGGGACUGAUAUAUUUAUUGAAUCUGUUUCGAAAAAUCAUGAUAUUCAAGUUUGUCGAGAUUUGCAAUCUAAUAUUUCAUCUGAUAUCACUAUAUUAUCUAUUCCUGGCUUAAAUUUCAAAACUAGUGAUAGGAAUAAAGGGAACGAUUUGCUACGAGAAAUUAAUGAUAAAACCCUUAAUUUACUUAAGGAAGAUUCCGUCACAAAGGUUGACUAUAUUGAGCAAGAGGGUAUCUUAACCGAAAUAAUCGAUGUGGAAGAGAUUGAAAGGUUAUCCCCCAAGUUCAUAGAAGACUACAGCACUAAAGUAAUUAUAAAUUGUAACGUUUUCAAGGAUCCACUUGCCAAUGAUAUUUAUAACAUAGAUGUAUCUAAUGUUUUAAAUUCAGUAGAUUCAAAUAUUUUGGGAGAAUCACUAGCAACAGAAAAUAAUGAAAAGGUAUCAAAGGAUAAUGAAGAUGAAGGCAUAAUUCAAACAAGUACAUUAAAAUCUUACGAUAUAUCUGAAGAGUCUGGUAAUGAAAAAUCGUUAAUUCUUUCUCCUUUGAAUUAUUGCAAGCAGUUUUUAAAUAUUAAUAAUAGCUCAUUAAUUUUCAAAGAUCGUUCCUUGCUUAAUAGUCCAUUAGAUAAAAACAAUUGUAUAGAUGAUAACCACAACAAAAUUGAUACAAUUUGUUUGUCGCCAACUUCUGAAGCUAAUACUUAUCAAACUAAUACCAAUCAAAUAUUAAUGGAUGGUGUUAGUAAUAUUGAGGAUAUUGUUGUGAUAAACACUGUGCAAUCAUAUAAUUUUUUAACUCAAGACAUAAUUAAAAAUGAUACCUUAACAGCGACAGAUAGCAGUUUAAAUCAAGCACAAUAUACUGUUCCUAGUUCUUUAGUCUAUAAUAGCGGGAUAACUAGUGGUAAUGAUAACACGGUAAAUGAUUAUGGCGAAGACAGUAGCGAUAUUCAAAUACUGGAUGUGAUUAUAGAUAAUAUAAGUUCGUUUCUUACUAAAAGUCCCUCCUCAGGUUUGGACGAAUUAAACCUUUUACGAAGGAAACCAAAAUGCAUAGCCAAGAAAGAAAUUUUAAGUGAUGAUCAACUGAUCAAAUAUAACAAACAAAACCUAAUAAAUAAUGAUGUGGAAUGUUCAAUUGAUGCUAUAGAUAUUCCUGGAGAAUUAUUUAAUCAAAAUUUACCAUCCAACCUGAAAAAUAGUAUGGAUAAGCAAAGCGAACAUAGCGAUAGCGAAGCCGCUUCUAAUCAAUUAAAUCUCGAGUCUCUCUUGAAAACCAUUGAGUUGAGGAUUAAAGGUUAUAUAAAAGAGCAGAUGAAUUUAAAAGACAAAGAUGGUCUUCUUGCAACUGGCGAUACACCUAUUACUCCCAUAGCCAAUUUAAAAAUCAAGGAUGUUCUAGCUGCAACUGAUGAUAAAUCUAUUAUUCCCAUCCCUAACUUAAACCUUUUAAGAGAUAAUAUUGGCCAUAAGAAUCCAAUUGUCACACCUAUGAAUAAUGAAAAUCAUUUUGAUAUUGUCAUUCCCGCAGAACCAAUUAUUAAUGCAAAUUGUAUCCAAAUACCAUCAACAUCUGAAGAUGAUCCAAUGAAUAUGAUAAAGGUUAAUGGAAAAAGGGAUAAAAAAAAAUAUUUAGAUAAAAAAGCGCUAAAGGAAAUUAUGAUUAACAUUCAUUCGCACUAUAAGACGCAAUUGGAAGAUGCAAAUAAAGAAUUUAAUUAUCGGCAUACUAGCUUAAAAUUACACUUCGAAUUAGAAAAAGAUGACCUCAAGAGUAUUUUUACGGAACAAAUAAGUGCUCUUCAAAAUCAAAUAAUUGAAAACAAGAAAAAACAAUGGUGCGUAAGUUGUUUUAAGCAAGCCUUCUCUUAUUGCUGUAUCGGAGUAUGGUAUUGUAGUGUCCACUGCCAACGUAAUAACUGGCCUCUUCAUAAAGAGAAUUGUGUCGAAUACAAGAAUAAAGUGGUGGCUACACCUGUUAACCCGAACAAUAUUUUUCAUAAUUAUAAAAAUUUGAGUAAUCCAAACACAUCGAGUUUUAAUAACAACAAUGUGAUAAGAACUGGCAAUUUUAACAACCGGCUUCCAUAUUUGCACCAAAAUUCCAUUCCACAAAUAUAUAGCAAUACUACCCCCUCUUAUUAUAAUAACAUUGAUACCAAUAACAACACAAAUGUAAGUAGCAUGAUUCAUUAUCCUUCCAAUAUUCGCGGUAGACAAAACAUGACUUCCAGAAUGCUAUUUCCACCAUGCGUUCAGAAUUCUAAUAUAUUAGGGUCUAGUAUUCCAUAUAUUUCUACUAAUUCUAAUCCCCAAAUAAGACGUUACUUGGAAAAAGAAAAUACGAAUCAUUUGCUUAACAUCCCUAAUUUUAAUACUAUGAACAGCGAUAAACAUAAAGAAUCUCACACAUAUUUUUCUCCGCCAACAAAAAUGCCUAGGUUGAAUAAUUAGUGGCAAUAUUAAAUUUACCUCUUUAAGAUCUUCAUAAAUCAAUAACCCAUUAAAUAAUAUUAAAAA